UGGAUUACUACAGAUCGGAAGGGCUGAUCUGUGACGGACAUAAGGACAGAGGAACACCGGCAAUCAUUGACCCAGGUAAAACUUUAUUUUACUCGCUAGCACAGAGAUGCCUAGAGGCGCAAAAUCGAGGCGUUUGCAAACUGGGGAUUGGGAAGACAAUGAGCCGGGAAGGUCAGACGACCAAGACAGUCAGAGACAGGUGGGGCGGGGAAAAGGCGUCCCAGAAAACGAGCUCGAAUUGAUGAGACUACGGGUUGAACUCGCUGAGGCCAAAAGGAGGGCAGCGGAAUCCAAGGCCAGGUUGGCGGAAGUCGAAGCUAAGGCUAAGGCUAGGAAAGCGGAAAUCGAGGCCGAGUUGAGGGAAGCGGAACGCCUAUUAGAGAAAGAUAGGCGGCUCUUUCAGGCACGGAGAUCGACGGGUCAGGUCGUGAAGAGGGAAUUAGACGACUCAGGUUCCCAGGGAUGGGGCAAGCCGGCGGAAGUAGCUAAGGUCACAGAGAAGUUUGGGGAGGUGUCAGGUAGUAGAUUGGCCGGUAGCAGCGAGGAGGUUAGAGAGCGACGGAACUCUCAGAGUGGAAUGACGAGGAAACUCAUUUUCUCGACACAGAGUCCGGUCGAAUGGACCCCCAAGGGUAAUUGUAGUUCCUGUGGAAGGGCUGGGCAUUGGAGGAGAGCUUGUCCUAAGUGGAAGGCAUCCAAUGAGUCCAAACGGGCGCGGCUAGUAACUACGAACAAGACAUCCCAAAAAGACAAACUUCCGGUAGUGAGGAUAACGGCGUGUGAUCAACCAAAGGUCAGGGAGGCGUCGAAAAGAAUCAAGUCGGUAGGCGACAGAAAUAGUCUUUCGGCUAUGGUCGAUUCUGGGGAUGAGAUUUCGGUCAUAAGGGAAUCAUUGGUGGCGGAAACGGAGGAGGAAAUCCAACAGGUUGGAUCCUUCGGUCACCGGACCGAUUCCGUAACGAUACCGAUAGGGCUGUGGGAGGAAGACCUCACAGGAACGGGUGAGCCGGCGAUUGCGACUUGUGCCGUGACAGACAAGUUACAGCAGACCACGGUUGCCCUAUUAUCGGAAGGGGAUUCCCGGAUGGUAUUAGACCGAAAGGAGAGACUCCAGGGAAAGGGAGAAAGACAAGUGAGGAACUUAAGGGUAGAUGGUAACAGAAACCAUCGGGAAAAGAAGCUAGAACCUCUCUCAGAAGCGGGGUGCAGUGAAAAUAGCACCGAAAAUGAGAAAGGAACAGAAGUACGAGACGCCCAAGUCCGGGACGAGUCACUUUCUCGAUUGUGGGAGGCCACUAAGCGUAAGAAAGAUGGGUUAACUGUAGAGGACGAGAUACUAUAUCGGCAAGAUAGUUCGUUCGGCGGGCCCAUUAAUCAGGUAGUUGUUCCCCAAGAACGGAGAACGGAAGUGUUAGAUUUAGCACACAAAGCUCUGUGCGGUGGACGAUUUGGCAGUCGGAAAUUAGCAAGUCGCGUUCGCGAGGGCUUCCAUUGGCCGGGAAUGGUGACCGAUAUCCGGAAGUACUGCCAGGAUAGUCGUAGGUGCUUAGUAAGAGCGCCUGAUCUAGUCCUAGAUAGGACUCCAGCUACACCACUUACUCGAUUCUCAACCCCGUUUCAAGUGGUUAACAUGGGCGUGAUUGUACCGAUUGAUCCCUUGUCAUCUAACGGUCAUCGAUACACAGUUAGCAUAAUUGGAUUAUGCACCCGCUGGUCAGAAGUGGAAGGGAGGAGAUCGCUGUCAGCGAGGGUCACUUGUUCGGUAUUGAUGCGAUUCUUUACGCGGACGGGUUGUCCCAAACUGAUGUGGUACGAUCAGGGGACAGAUUGCACUGCAGGAUUGACGCGCGAAAUGACCCGUAGGUUAGAAGUAGGGAAUGUAGAGAUGGAUCGGAUCAAAGCGGUCCACGAUCUUGCAACUAAGCAUACGGACGAAAAACGAGAAGAGUAUGCAGUGCCUAACAACGUGGAAGCACGGAAAAAGGGAUAUAACAUCGGGGAUACGGUUCUCGUGGAAAAGUCUUCCCCGGAUGACAAAUUGGAUGUCCGGUGGGAAUGGCCGGAUGUGGUAGAAAAGCGAACGUUCGCUGUAAAAAUAGUACUUGAUUCCGACGGGAGAGUCGGGGAACGGGUUCAAACUCCGUCCCCGCGACAGCUGCACGAUCGCGGAAGAUGGGACGGGAGAGUAAGGGGAGUUCCUCCGCUUCCCCCGACGUCGGCACAGACUAAGCUGGAUGACGUGCUGGAGAAGUACAACUUGUUUUUCGGUAGUAGACCGAAGAAGAAAAACACUUGGACACUUACUGGAGGGUGGAUCCCGAAACGGUUUACCCCAUACCGGAUUGCGUUGGCUUUACGAAAGCGGUUAUUAGGCAUAGGUAGCAAAGGCAUCUCUGCGCGUAGACGGGUAAAAUUCCCGGAUGUUCCGGAUGUAUGGGUCAGUCCGAUAUCGGACGAUUUUUGUAAGAUUGUCUGGUGUUGUGGAAGGAAUCAAACAGGCUUGAGUAAGCUCAGUUUGAUCCUCGGCCGUGGAGGUGUCGGGAUGGAAAAAUCGUCUGGCACUCAGUUUUCCCGCCUUUUUACGAACGACCGUUGUCGCCAUAGAAACGACAAUCAGACCAUUUUGAAGACUCGACCGCUCAUUGGUUAA
Molecule: messenger RNA, 2650 nt
Organism: Centruroides sculpturatus (bark scorpion)
Lineage: Eukaryota; Metazoa; Arthropoda; Arachnida; Scorpiones; Buthidae
Exons: 1
Coding region: 107-2650 (847 amino acids)
Molecular function (GO): nucleic acid binding; zinc ion binding
Source: RefSeq, a predicted model, not a curated record